Hordeum vulgare subsp. vulgare (domesticated barley) is the source of this 1643-nucleotide messenger RNA. Its product is annotated as cytochrome P450 76M5-like. Gene Ontology annotation, molecular function: heme binding; oxidoreductase activity, acting on paired donors, with incorporation or reduction of molecular oxygen; iron ion binding. The record is from RefSeq and is a predicted model, not a curated record. Lineage: Eukaryota; Viridiplantae; Streptophyta; Magnoliopsida; Poales; Poaceae. Bases 35 to 1531 code for a protein of 498 amino acids. The transcript has a single exon.
CUCAACAACCCGCACCACACCCACGAACGAACCAAUGGAGAUCGAGCUCUGGCAGCUAUGGGCGACGCUUGCGUUCGCCUCGCUCCUCUACUACCUGGCCAACACGACACGCCGUACGGGCACCGGGCGGAUGCCGCCGGGCCCCACGCCGCUCCCUGUCGUCGGCAACGUGCUCAGCCUCGGCGGCAACCUCCACCACACGCUCGCGCGCCUCGCUCGCGCCCACGGCCCCGUCAUGACGCUCAAGCUUGGCCUCACCACCGCUGUGGUGGUUUCCUCCCGCGACGCGGCUUGUGAGGCAUUCACCAAGCACGACAGGCGCCUGGCCGCGCGUGCGAUUCCGGACGCCGCACGCGCGCUCGGCUUUUCCGAUCGGUCCAUAAUAUGGCUGCCCAGCUCCGACCCGCUCUGGAAGAGCCUGCGCGGCGUCGUUGCCACAAACGUCUUCUCCCCGCGCGGCCUCGCCAUGGCGCUCGACGUCCGUGAGCGUAAGGUGCGCGACAUGGUGAGUUACCUCCGCGCCCGGGCCGGGAAACACAUCGACGUCGGCCAGGCACUCUACGGCGGCGUGCUCAACCUCGUGUCAAACGCGUUCUGCUCCGUCGAUGUGGUCGACAUGGGCGGCGAGUCGGCACAGGGGUUCCGGAAGCUCGUUGAGGACCUCGUCGAGGUGAUCGCCAAGCCGAACGUCUCCGACCUUGUCCCUUUCCUCCGGCCGCUCGACUUGCAAGGAUGGCGUCGCUGGACGGAGAUACGGUUCCAGAAAAUCUUCCUCAUACUGGAUGGCAUAAUUGACCGUCGUAUGGCAGCUGCCAACGCCUCGACGGAGAAGCACGGUGACUUCUUGGACUCGCUCCUCGAGCUCUUCUCCACGGGCAAGAUGACUCGCGACAGCCUGACAACCAUAGUGUUCGAGGUCUUCGCGGCCGGGAGCGACACGAUGUCCAUCACCGUAGAGUGGGCAAUGGCCGAGCUGCUCCGGAACCCACGCGUCAUGGCAAAGGUCCGCGAGGAGAUAGACAAUGCUCAUGGCGGCAAGGAAACUAUUGGCGAGACCGACGCGGCGAGACUGCCGUAUCUCCAAGCCGUGGUGAAGGAGGCUAUGCGGCUGCAUCCGGUGGCGCCGAUACUGUUGCCGCACCGGGCCGUAGAGGAAGGCGUGGAGAUCGGCGGCUACGCCGUGCCGAAGGGUUCGACGGUCAUCUUCAACGCGUGGGCGAUAAUGCGGGACCGCGAGGCGUGGGAGAGGCCCGAUGAAUUCGUGCCGGAGAGGUUCCUGGACUUGGCGGAUCAGGUGGACUUCCGGGGUAAGGCCUUCGAGUUCAUCCCGUUCGGGUCCGGCCGGAGGCUGUGCCCCGGCCUGCCGAUGGCGGAGCGCGUCGUGCCGUUCAUCCUGGCCUCGCUGCUGCACGCGUUCGAAUGGCGGCUACCGGACGGCGUUUCGGCCGCGGAAUUGGACGUGAGCGAGAGAUUUACCAGUGCCAACGUGAUGGCUGUCCCACUCAUGGCCGUGCCUGUUGUGGUCACCUAAUGAAUGCACGUCGGUACACUGUUUUUUUCAGCAAGAUUCGUGAUGGUGCAUGUCCACAUAACAUAUUAUCUUACUCUUAUCUCUCUAAAGAAAUAUAAAAGCAUUUAGAUCA